Mesorhabditis belari is the source of this 231-nucleotide messenger RNA. NCBI's taxonomy places the organism in Eukaryota, Metazoa, Nematoda, Chromadorea, Rhabditida, Rhabditidae. The record is from the annotation of a GenBank genome assembly.
AUGAAACGACUACUCCUAUUGACGGUCUUGAUAAUGAUCAUCGUUCUCGUUCAAUCAGACACCGACAUUCUACAACGAUUAAUGAAACGAGGUUUCGUCAAAGUGCUUCCGCCUCAAAUUUCGAAAAAAGUGCCAUUUCUAUUGCCUUCAUCCUCUGCAUCUUCAUCAUAUCUCGAUCGUGAUCCACUCUACUUACGAUUAUUGAGCAAGAAUUCAUGGAGAUAUCAUCUU